AUGUUGGUGAAAGUGUUCACUGUUCUCCUGUUACUCAAUCUCCUCUCAUUCAUGGUGACGUGCACCUCAAUUCACCAGCAUGGAUACUGUGCCUUUUAUAAAGACUGUGGGAGAAACCCGAAUGUGACUAACAGUUUGCUGCCGGCCAGAAUCCCUUGCGUGUACAACAGACCUGCCCCCAAGGUACUGGGCAAACACUUGGAGCAGCUGAAAACGAUCUGUCCAAUGCUCUACACCGGAGACCAAAGCACCUACGCGUGCUGUUCAAUGAAGCAGCUGAAGAUGCUGGACAAGAGCCUAUCGCUGUCCAAGCCCCUCUUAAGCCGCUGCCCCUCCUGUGUCGAGAACUUUAUAAACCUCUAUUGUCAGAACACUUGCAGCCUGAACCAGAGCCUCCACAUUAACGUCACCAGGACCUAUAACGCCAGCGUCUUGGGUGUAGCCACAGAGGCCGUGUUGGAGUACCAGUGCUACUACACCAGGCAGUUUGCCGACGGCACCUUCAACUCGUGCAGGAAUGUGCGCAUCCCCGCGACGGGGGGCUAUGCCAUCUCGCCCAUGUGCGGCAAGUACGGUUCCACGCUGUGCAACACCGAGCGCUGGCUCCGCUUCCAAGGCGACAGCAGCAACGGCCUGGCCCCGCUGGACAUCGACUUUGUCCUGACCGGCAACUCGACCGCCAGCCCCGGCGGCGGGAUCGUGCCGUACAACGGCACCUUCUGGGGGUGCGACCAGCCCACGGGCCCGAGCGGGCAGGCCUGCUCCUGCCUGGACUGCGUCGAGUCCUGCCCGGCCAUCCCAGCUCCCCCCCCGCCCCCGGGGCCCUGGCAGGUCGGCAAGCUGGACGGCGCCCUCGCCGUGUGCAUCGUCGCCUUCUGCUCGGCGGUGCUCCUGUUCGCCGCCUUCUUGGCCUGCCGCUGGCUCACGGCUCAGAGACGCCAGGCCGGUGCUGCCGGCGCCACCCAGCAAGGCGGCCCCAAGGUGGUCGCCUGGCCUCACAAGCUCAGCCGGGCCACGCAGAUGUCCCUGGCCAGGGGGUUCAGGGCCUGGGGCACCACUGUGGCCCGGUACCCCAUCGCCGUGAUCGGCAUCGCUUUCGUCGUGGUGGUGGUGCUGUCGGCCGGCCUAGUCUUCAUCACGCUCACCACCAACCCCGUGGAGCUGUGGUCGGCCCCCAACAGCCGCGCCCGCAGGGAGAAAGAUUUCCACGAUGCCAACUUCGGCCCUUUCUUCCGCACCAACCAGAUCAUCGUCACCGUGGAGAACCGCUCCAGUUACACCUACGAUUCUGUACUUUUUGGGCCAAACACCUUCAACGGCAUCUUCUCCAAGGAGAUCGUCCUGGAGCUCCUGGACUUUCAGACGCGGCUCCAGACUAUAAGCGUCUGGUCAGAAACGGCGCAGAGGAACAUCACCAUCAAGGAUAUUUGCUACGCUCCUCUCCAGCCCAACAACCCGCGCACUACAGACUGCGCCGUCAACAGCUUACUGCAGUACUUCCAGAACAACAGCACCAGGAUCAGGGCCACUGCAAAGCAGACCGUAACAGGCAAAACCGGGACUGUCGACUGGCGAGACCACUUUCUGUAUUGCGUCAACUCUCCUCUGUCUUUCAAAGACAACACAGCCUUGGGAAUGAGCUGCAUGGCGGACUAUGGAGCCCCCGUCUUCCCAUUCCUGGCAGUUGGUGGAUAUAAAGAUGAGGAUUUCACUGGUGCCGAGGCCUUCAUAAUAACAUUUUCUUUGAAUAACUUUGAAACUGAUAAUCCCAAAUACGAAUAUGUCUUGCUCUGGGAGCAAGAAUACUUAAGGAUCCUGCAGGAGUACAAGCAGAACAAGUCCAUUAACUUCAGCUUUGUCUACAUGUCUGAGCGAUCACUUGAAGAUGAGAUUAACAGAACCACAGCACAAGAUAUUCCAAUUUUUGCCAUCAGUUAUUUAGUUAUAUUCAUCUACAUUGCCUUGGCACUUGGAGAAUACACAAGUUGGAGGACCGUCAUGAUUGACUCAAAGGUCACCCUCGGACUGGGAGGGAUUCUGGUGGUGCUCGGUGCUGUCCUUUCGUCCAUGGGCUUUUACGCUUACGUUGGGGUGCCCUCUUCGCUCAUCAUUCUGGAGGUCGUUCCUUUCCUCGUGCUUGCGGUUGGGGCUGACAACAUCUUCAUUCUUGUGCUGCAGUAUCAGAGGGACGAGAGGCAAGCAGGGGAGCGGAGGGAGGAGCAGAUUGGCCGCGUGCUGGGGGACGUGGCUCCCAGCAUGCUCCUCUGCAGCAUCUCUGAGACCAUCUGUUUCUUCCUGGGUGCCCUCACCAAAAUGCCAGCAGUCCGCACCUUCGCACUCUACGCGGCACUGGCUGUGUUCUUUGAUUUCCUCCUCCAAAUGUCAGCGUUCGUGGCCCUGAUGUCUCUAGAUGCGCGGAGAAAGGAGGCGAACAGAUUCGAUAUCUGCUGCUGUGUGCACUCAAAGCGCAGGAAGAAAAAGAGAAAAAACGAGGGGAUUUUGCUGCCUUUUAUGAGGGAGUAUUAUGCCCCGUUUCUGCUGCACUCGGUCACCAGGAUAAUCGUGAUCAUCCUGUUUCUCUUCAUGCUGUGCGCUGGAAUAUUCUUAAUGCUCCAUGUCCGUGUGGGCCUUGAUCAGGAGCUCUCGCUGCCAGCGGACUCGUACAUGCUGAAGUACUUUGCUGCCCUGAACAAGUACUUUGAGGUGGGUGUUCCGAUAUACUUUGUCACCACCGCUGGAUAUAACUUCUCGACGGUCGAUGGGAUGAAUGGCAUCUGCUCCAGUGUGGGGUGCGACAAUAACUCCAUGACGCAGAAGAUCCAGUACGCCACUGAUUUCCCUCAAGAGUCUUACAUGGCCAUCCCUGCUUCCUCAUGGGUGGAUGAUUUUAUAGACUGGCUGAAUCCGAUAUCACGUUGCUGUCGGCUGUACAUCUUUGGACCCAACACUGGCAAAUUCUGCCCAGCCACCAAUACUCAGCUGACCUGUUUUAAGAGGUGCAUGCGAUCCAAUCAGAGUGGCAUCAUCAGGCCGACUGUGGAACAGUUCAAUAAAUAUCUGCCCAAUUUCCUGAACGACAUUCCAACGCUUCAGUGCUCCAAGGGAGGCUUGGGAGCUUAUGGAAACUCGGUGAAAAGAGGCGAGCAUGGUGAGAUUCUGGCCUCCAGGUUCAUGGCCUAUCACACACCUCUGAAAAACUCCCUGGAAUACACUGCAGCUCUGAAAAUAGCCCGUCAGCUCACCGACAACAUCACCGAGAGCAUGAGGAAAAUCCCUGGAACGGAUCCAAAUUUUGAAGUCUUCCCCUACACGAUCACGUAUGUAUACUAUGAACAGUAUCUGACUGUAGUGAACGAGGGGAUUUUUAAUAUUGGCCUAUGUCUGAUCCCAACGUUUGUGGUCUGCUGUAUCCUGCUGGGGAUGGACAUUCAUUCGGGCUUCCUGAACCUGAUCACAAUUGUCAUGAUCAUUGUGGACACGGUGGGUGUGAUGACAUUGUGGAGCAUCGACUUCAAUGCUGUGUCCCUCAUCAACCUGGUGACGGCCGUUGGCAUGUCUGUGGAAUUUGUCUCUCAUCUCACGCGGUCCUUUGCUGUCAGCACCAAGAGCAACAAAGCGGAACGGGCCAAGGAAGCCACCGCCACUAUGGGAAGCGCGGUCUUUGCAGGUGUCGCUAUGACGAAUCUUCCUGGAAUUAUUGUCUUGUACUUUGCUCAGUCACAACUCAUCCAGGUUUUCUUCUUCCGCCUCAAUCUGGUGAUCACCUUACUGGGUCUGGUUCAUGGCCUUGUCUUCCUGCCAGUGCUCCUCAGCUACUUUGGGCCAAGCGUCAACACCGUUGCCUUACUGCAGGAACGCCAAUUCAAAGAGCCACUGCCAGAGCAAACAUGCUCCAAUAGUUACUUUCAAAACUUCGGGUUUGAGGGACCUGCCGAAGAGAAGAAUGAGGGGUCAACGGCACAAUGCAACGGGACAGCCAAGACAGAGGAACAUACCGUCCCCAGGAGCAGCGAAGACACUUCAACAGAAGAAUUCGCCUCGGCGAAAAAUCACUUGGUGAAGGAUAGAACUGGAACCUAUCUUGACACUUUUAUAUUUAUUUGCAGAGUUACGCAUUAUAUGCAUAUACUGCUUAACCAAAUAACUGCAGUUUCAGUCUGUGUCUAUCAAAUGAAUCACCAGUUCAUGUCCACCACCUGCAUACAAUUAGAUGUAAUUAAUAGACGACUAAUGCCAGUCAGCAUUGGGGGAGAAGUUGGUUACACUAUCCUAGUGGUUAUAUUCUCCACCACCAGUAAAAGUGACCACAAGGCUGUUGGAAAAGCCUGA
Carcharodon carcharias (great white shark) is the source of this 4329-nucleotide messenger RNA. RefSeq names its product NPC1-like 1 (gene npc1l1). Gene Ontology annotation, molecular function: lipid carrier activity. Lineage: Eukaryota; Metazoa; Chordata; Chondrichthyes; Lamniformes; Lamnidae. The transcript is spliced from 20 exons. Gene Ontology annotation, cellular component: membrane. The coding region runs from base 1 to 4329 and encodes 1442 amino acids. The record is from RefSeq and is a predicted model, not a curated record.